Molecule: messenger RNA, 771 nt
Organism: Paramuricea clavata
Lineage: Eukaryota; Metazoa; Cnidaria; Anthozoa; Malacalcyonacea; Plexauridae
Source: the annotation of a GenBank genome assembly
AUGGCAUCAGGAAACCUUCAAUGGGCAGCGCCUAAACCUUUGAAAUUAGACGGGAACGUCAGUGAAAACUUUCGCAAAUUUGAGGAGCACUGGACGCUCUUCGAGAAGACUGAGCUAAAAGGACGGUCUGAAGAGGAAAGAUGCUCAUACUUUCUUCUAUGCAUUGGAGAGAAAGGCCGAGAAGUUCACAAGACCUUGACGUUCGCAACGCCAGAAACAGAGACAAACCAAGAGGGGGCAACAACGUGGAAGAGAACAACAAACGAGCUAAAAUCAGCGUUUAAAACCUACUGUAAUCCGAGAAAGAACAUUACGUUCGAACGACACAAAUUCAACAUACGGAAUCAAGACGAAAACGAAAGCAUCGACCAGUAUGUGACUGUUUUGCGCACUCUCGCAGCAACAUGUGAAUUUGAGACACUUCACGAUGGGCUAAUUCGUGACCGGAUAGUUUGUGGAAUUCGUAACCAAAGUAUUAAAGAACGUCUACUUCGUGAAUCCGAGUUAACCCUGCAGAAAACCUUGGAUAUAUGCCGAGCAUCCGAAGUAUCUCGCAAGCAAGUGAAGUCGCUAAGCGAUCAGAGUUCCGCCAAUGUCGACGCAUUGGGGAAAGACCAGCGAAAACACAAUUACAGAGGGAAUUUUCGCAACCACAACAACAAACCGGAAACGGAAAACCCCCAAACAAAUCCUACGGUAAUUGUGGUUGAGUUCACGAGCCAAAAUCUUGCCCUGCAUACGGGAAAAAGUGCAAUAACUGUCAAAAACUAG